AUGCUAGAUAUAGCUCAAUUGCUCUAUGUGGCAGGUGUCCUUACUCAGCAUUAUGUGCUUAUUUUGGGGUUAUCACUACUAAGUAUUAUCCCCCUCUUUGGAACAGGUGCAUAUGGUCCGGAGCACUGGGUUACUUCAAACGUGGACUGUGGGAGGACUCACCAGUCUCCAAUAGAUAUUGUAGACCACCAAGCACGUGUCGGAGAAGAAUACCAGGAAAUAAAGUUAGUUGGUUUCGAUAACGAAUCUUCUAACAAGACAUGGAUGAAAAAUACUGGGAAAACUGUUGCUAUCCUCCUAAAAGAUGACUAUUUCAUCAGCGACGCAGGGCUACCAGGCAGAUUCAAAGCAGAGAAAGUGGAGUUUCACUGGGGCCAGAGUAACGGGUCAGCCGGCUCAGAGCAUAGCAUCAAUGGAAGGCGAUUCCCAGUUGAGAUGCAGAUUUAUUUCUACAACCCUGAUGACUUUGACAGUUUUGGGACAGCUAUCCAAGAGAAAAGAGUCAUAGGCGCCAUGGCUGUGUUCUUUCAAGUCAAUCAGAGGGACAAUCCAGCACUGGAGCCUAUUAUCCAUGGGCUGAAGGGUGUCGUACAUCAUGAGAAAGAGACCUUCUUGGAUCCCUUUGUCUUAAGAGAUCUUCUUCCAGCAUCCUUGGGCAGUUACUAUCGGUAUGCAGGUUCGCUGACUACUCCUCCAUGUAGUGAGAUUGUGGAGUGGAUUAUUUUCCGCAUGCCUGUUCCCAUCUCUUAUCGCCAGCUGGAGGCAUUCUAUUCCAUAUUUACCACGGAACAGCAAGACCAUGUCAAAUCUGUGGAAUAUUUGAGGAAUAACUUCCGGCCUCAGCAGAGCUUGAACAACAGAGUGGUUUCCAAGUCUGCCGUGAAGGAUGCUUGGAGCCAAGUGACAACAAGCAUCUUUGAAAAUCCCCUUGGGACAGAAGCCUCCAAAGUUUGCAGCACUCCUCCUGUCAAUAUGAAAGUGCAGCCGGUGAACAGAACAGCUUUGCUAGUGACCUGGAACCAACCAGAGACAAUCUAUCACCCUCCUAUUAUGAACUAUAUGAUUUCCUACAGCUGGACUAAAAACGAAGACGAAAAGGAGAAGACCUUCACCAAGGACAGUGACAAGGACCUGAAAGCCAUCAUUAGCCAUGUCUCACCUGACAUCCUUUAUCUGUUCAGAGUUCAAGCAGUUUGCCGAAAUGACAUGCGCAGUGAUUUUAGCCAAACAAUGCUCUUUCAAGCUAACACAACUCGAAUUUUUGAGGGGACCAGAAUAGUCAAAACAGGAGUGAAUAAUGGGCAGAAUGGAGUGUUUGGAAAGAAAAGGAAAUCAAAAGGAAAAAAGAGCCGAGGUAGAAUGUCAGGUACCUCUACUGAUGGUCUCUCUGCUGUGUUUUCUUCUCUUGUUCCCCCUGGUGAUUUCUUCAAGCCUACAGCUUCUCCUGCACCUUCAGCCGACAUGGCUCCCAUCAGUUCUGGAUCUUCUACUUGGACUUCCUCAGGCCUCCCCUUUUCCUUUGUGUCCAUGGCAACUGGGAUGGGGCCUUCCUCCAGUGGAAGUCAAGCAACGGUGGCCUCGGUGGUCACCAGCACUUUGCUUGCAGGCCUCGGGUUCAGUGGGAGUGGUAUUUCUUCUUUUCCUAGUACUGUUUGGCCCACUCGUCUCCCAACGGCUGCUGCCGCCAGUAAGCAGUCAGUCAGGCCAGUGGUCGCUACCACUGAGGGUCUAUCUUCUCCAGGACCAGACAAUGAUUCCACUCUCACAAAAGACAACGAAGGAGCAGAGGACGGAGAAAAGGAUGAGAAAAGUGAAAGUGAGGAUGGUGAAAGAGAGCAUGAGGACGAGAGAGAAAAGGAUUCAGAAAAGAAAGAGAAAAGCGAUGUGACAGAGGCGGCUGAUGUACAGAAUAACACAGAAACGACAGACACCACUGUGGCUCCUAAUAGAACUAUGGAGGAGGGAGGGAAUAAAACCAUACCUGAACAAGAGCCGAGCCAAAACAUUUUUCCGACAGGUAGGACUCCCAGAGGAGAAGGGGUUACAGAAACAGACACUCAGUCCAAAACAGUCCCUUCCACCCAAGUGCCACCAGCAUUCACAAAUGAACAAUAUACUGGACUGAUUUCGAGAGGGCCAGACACAGCAUCAAGGACACCUUUACCAAAUGGAAGAUUUCCAGAGGAAAACUCACCAGAUAACAGAUUUAUUACCAUUAACCCAGCAGGGAAGAAUAUUUCCAGUAUGGCAACCAGACCUGCUCCUGGCAAAAUGGAAUGGAUCAUUCCCCUCAUCGUAGUCUCAGCCUUGACAUUUGUGUGCCUCAUACUUCUAAUUGCUGUGCUAGUUUAUUGGAGAAAAUGUUUUCAGACAGCUCAUUUUUAUGUGGAGGACAGCAGUUCACCUCGCGUGGUGCCAAACGAAAACAUUCCCAUUAUCCCCAUCCCAGAUGACAUGGAAGCCAUUCCUGUCAAACAGUUUGUUAAGCAUAUCAGUGAGCUAUAUGCCAACAACCAGCAUGGAUUCUCAGAAGACUUCGAGGAAGUGCAGCGCUGUACAGCUGACAUGAACAUCACUGCUGAACAUUCCAAUCACCCCGACAACAAGCACAAAAACAGAUACAUCAACAUUUUAGCGUAUGAUCACAGUAGAGUGAAGUUAAGACCUUUACCGGGAAAAGACUCCAAGCACAGUGACUACAUUAAUGCUAAUUACGUUGAUGGUUACAACAAAGUAAAAGCCUACAUUGCCACCCAGGGACCUUUAAAGUCGACAUUCGAAGAUUUCUGGAGAAUGAUUUGGGAGCAAAACACUGGAAUUAUCAUCAUGAUUACAAACCUUGUGGAAAAAGGAAGAAGAAAAUGUGACCAGUACUGGCCCACAGAAAACAGUGAAGAAUACGGUCAUAUUAUAGUCACACUCAAGAGCACAAAAGUACAUGCUUGCUACACAGUCCGCCGCUUCACAGUCAGGAAUGCAAAAAUGAAAAAGGGGAACCCCAAAGGGCGCCAGAAUGAGAGGACGGUUAUUCAGUACCAUUACACACAGUGGCCUGACAUGGGAGUGCCUGAAUAUGCCCUGCCAGUGCUAACAUUUGUGAGAAGAUCCUCUGCAGCUAGGACCCCUGAGAUGGGCCCAGUGGUCGUGCACUGCAGUGCUGGUGUUGGUAGGACUGGAACCUACAUUGUUAUAGAUAGUAUGCUGCAACAGAUAAAAGACAAAAGCACAGUUAAUGUCCUAGGUUUCCUGAAACACAUCAGGACACAGCGCAACUACCUCGUCCAGACAGAGGAACAGUAUGUUUUUAUUCAUGAUGCCUUGUUGGAAGCCAUUCUUGGAAAAGAGACUGAAGUUUCUGCCAGCCAACUACAUAGCUAUGUUAAUAGUAUUCUCAUACCUGGAGUUGGAGGCAAGACUCGGCUAGAGAAACAGUUCAAGCUGGUUAUGCAGUGCAAUGCAAAAUAUGUGGAGUGCUUCAGUGCUCAGAAGGACUGCAACAAAGAGAAGAACAGGAAUUCAUCAGUAGUGCCAUCUGAACGAGCAAGGGUGGGACUGGCACCGUUACCUGGAAUGAAGGGAACUGAUUACAUUAAUGCAUCUUACAUCAUGGGUUACUACCGGAGUAAUGAGUUCAUCAUAACGCAGCAUCCCCUGCCACACACAACUAAAGACUUCUGGAGAAUGAUUUGGGAUCAUAAUGCACAGAUCAUUGUCAUGCUUCCAGACAACCAGAGCUUGGCAGAAGAUGAGUUUGUAUACUGGCCCAGUCGAGAAGAAUCCAUGAACUGUGAGGCCUUUACUGUGACCCUUAUCAGCAAAGACAGGCUGUGCCUCUCUAACGAGGAGCAGAUCAUCAUCCAUGACUUUAUCCUCGAGGCUACCCAGGAUGACUAUGUUUUGGAAGUGCGCCAUUUUCAGUGUCCCAAAUGGCCAAAUCCAGAUGCCCCAAUCAGCAGUACCUUUGAACUAAUCAACGUAAUCAAGGAAGAGGCCUUAACAAGAGAUGGCCCCACCAUUGUUCAUGAUGAGUAUGGAGCAGUGGCGGCUGGAACUUUAUGUGCCCUUACCACCCUGUCCCAGCAGUUGGAGAAUGAAAACGCUGUUGAUGUUUUCCAGGUGGCAAAGAUGAUCAAUCUCAUGAGGCCUGGAGUAUUUACAGAUAUUGACCAGUACCAGUUUCUUUACAAAGCAAUGCUAAGCCUGGUCAGCACUAAGGAAAAUGGAAAUGGCCUCAUGGCACUGGACAAAAAUGGUGCUGUUAUGGCCAAUGACGAAUCAGAUCCUGCAGAAAGCAUGGAGUCUCUCGUCUAAUUGGAAUAUUGAAAAGGCACUUAAUUUGUGGAAUUUCUGAAGACUGAGUGAACUUUUGGAGGCCUUUUUUUGCCAGACUCUAGGUUAUUCAAUAACCCAGUUACUUUUUUACACUGAUAAAAGUUUUGAUAUUUAUUUUUGCCAUUUUAUGUCUUAAUGGUAUCCUACUGAGCAUUUGCACCUCUGUUUUAUUUCACACGGUGGAACGCAAUUUUGUCUAGUUUGCACUAUAUGAUCAGUGUUAACUGCCUAUAAAGUUGUAAUACACAAGCAAGCAAGCAAACCCUGAUGCGACAUUCCAUGACGAUGACAAACAUGCUCCUUUUUAGUUGAAAUGCCCUAAAGUUUCGUUAAUUGCCAUGAGCCUUGACUCUAAAGUCUUGAAUGCUAGACCAGAAGGAUUCUUUUUGAUUUACAAGAAAUGCUGUACCCUUGACAUACUCCAAUAUUUAUUGUUUAAUUUUCAUAUAACUUUGGUAAUUGUUACAGGUUUUUUGUAUUCCAGUAACAUGGAUGAGUGUUGUUCAUUUCUUUCCAGACGAUGGGGUGAGGUGAUCACUGGCAACGCAGAAGUGCAGUAGCUUCCAGAUACGGAACAAUUUUUAUCCCUUUGUUUACACGGAAGCCUAAGAACGGCUUAUCAUGAAACAUAUAAAAUUACAUUCCCAGAACACAUAUAGCAACUCACAUCUGAGACAGAAUCUAAAAGUUUGGUUUUACAGCAUCACUGAUUCUAAAGUUUUUAUUUUUGAUUCUGCAACAGCAAUAUGGGGAAAAAAUAUUUUGAUAAUAUUUCACCAUAGGCAAUGUAGUAAUCGACUGCACAAAAACUACUAUCGGUUCCUUUUAUUCCAAAAGUGCUUGGUAGCAGUUUUCUCAGUUACUGUUCCACUCAGCAUUUUAAACACAUACAGUUCCUUAAUUCUUCUGAAGCAGGACCUCUGACUUAAGGGUAUGUUACAUGAUGGAAAAAGGAAUUUCAUAGUUUGAUAGCUAUUAGAUGCUGUUUUUACAGGUAUGUAAUUUUCAUACUUUAGUGCUAAAACGUACUGAUCCAUAUUACUGGUGAAGUGAUCUAAUAAAAAACUACC
Messenger RNA from Gekko japonicus, 5402 nucleotides. RefSeq names its product protein tyrosine phosphatase, receptor type G (gene PTPRG). NCBI's taxonomy places the organism in Eukaryota, Metazoa, Chordata, Lepidosauria, Squamata, Gekkonidae. The record is from RefSeq and is a predicted model, not a curated record. The coding region runs from base 1 to 4311 and encodes 1436 amino acids. Gene Ontology annotation, molecular function: protein binding; protein tyrosine phosphatase activity. The transcript has 27 exons. Gene Ontology annotation, biological process: protein dephosphorylation.